AUGUGCCCAUCUAAUAUCCUUUAUCCGAAUAGUCAACAUUUCACGCAACUCUAUGAGCCCGUGGAAUCUGCUAGGCAAUAUGAUAUGCGUUCAAGCUUUUUGCACGAGUAUAUGGCAUUUUAUUUGCUUAGUCGUGGUGUCCAAAAACGGGCAUUUUUCGCUCUUAACACCAUCUUUUGGGUUCUUGGUUUAGGUUCCUUACUGAUCGGCUUGUGGUCUUAUGUAACAAAGCAGACUUACGUCGAUCUUAUUCCAUCAUCUUAUGGUACUCUUUCUGCGGUAGGCUUGUGUAUUGCGGCUGGACUUACAGUGAUAAUCAUAACAUUUGUUGGUUGUUUGGGAGUAUGGGUUGAGUCGCGCUUACUUUUAUUUGCCUAUAUAUUUUUCGUCUUUCUUCUGUUAGCUGUUCAAUUCGUUGUGAGUAUUCUUGCGUUGAAUUAUCAGUCAGAUAUAUAUGGACAUGUUCGCAGUGAUAUGGAACAAAGCUUAAAGUAUCAUCGGGAAGUAUUCACGAAUAGUCAGUUGACAUGGGACAAAUUACAGGAAGUGUUCCUCUGUUGUGGUGUAAAUGGUCCGGCAGAUUGGUUUGAUAACCAAAAGUGGUCAAACAGUUCUUAUGUUCCUGAUAGUUGUUGCAAUAAAAUUUAUUUAAAUCCGAAUUCUUCGAUGAAAAACUGUGGCAAAGACAAGGAAAAUUGGGACCUGUGGGUUGCAGUGAAGUUUAUACUAAUUGGAUCUUUGAAGAAAUUAAGAUUGCGGCUUACAUUGUUGUGGUCUUCAUUUGCAUUGAAAACUUUCAAAAUUUUUAUUUUUAACAACAUUGAUAUUAUCAAAUCCAAUUUAGUUGUUCCUUUUGGUACUGGUAUUUCUCAUAUUUCGAUCGGUUCGAGGAAUCCGGAUGUCAUACAAUUGCGCCAGCUCUACGUAUCAAUACUCGAAAGGAGUUAA
Messenger RNA from Acanthocheilonema viteae, 948 nucleotides. The record is from the annotation of a GenBank genome assembly. Lineage: Eukaryota; Metazoa; Nematoda; Chromadorea; Rhabditida; Onchocercidae.